Molecule: messenger RNA, 1794 nt
Organism: Marasmius oreades (fairy-ring Marasmius)
Lineage: Eukaryota; Fungi; Basidiomycota; Agaricomycetes; Agaricales; Marasmiaceae
Exons: 7
Coding region: 13-1794 (593 amino acids)
Biological process (GO): SCF-dependent proteasomal ubiquitin-dependent protein catabolic process
Cellular component (GO): SCF ubiquitin ligase complex
Source: RefSeq, a predicted model, not a curated record
CGCUCAACCACCAUGAGUCACAACAAUGUUAGAGGACCGACUUCAGCUCUCACAGAAUUUCUUAGGGCCUCUGGAAUCACUCCUUCCACCGUAGCUCGUCGCGCCACACAGAACCAAUCAGUGCCAGGACCGAGCAACACUUCUGGAGAGCCUCCCAGUGUCGAUGAGACUUCAAUCACCCGCAGAACUUCUAAACGCGGUCGACGAGCUAGGUCUGGUAGGGCAGGAGGUUACGCAUCAGACGAAUUGGAUGAACUAGAGUCACCGCCCAAAAAAUCGAAAAUAGUAGAGAGUCAGGGAAAGGGUAAAGGUAAUAGCAUCAAACGCAAGAAAAAGGCCACAAAGAAGGGGGACGAUGACGAAUAUGAAGAUGAAGAUGAAGAUGCUUAUAACGCGUUGUCUAAAUCAAUGUGGGCUAAUCCUGGGCCUUAUUCAAAGCCUGCGAUCGGAAGUUUUGAACAAUGCGCCAAAUGCGAAAAACAGUUCACAGUGACAAGGUAUACUAUAGUUACCGCUGAUGGGACAGGGUCCUUGUGUCAUCCGUGCGCCAAGUCUUCUGGUACCGAUCCUUUCAAGAAAUCUGCUGUUAGGAAACGCAAACAACCGACGGAGAAGCGGAAGGUCGUAUAUUUUGAGGAGAAGCGAUUUCCUUCCCUCGUUUCCGUCUGCAUUGAUAUCAUCUCUGAAUAUAUCGAUGACAUUGAGGCAUUUGGGGACGUCGGAGCGAUGAACACAGAAGCUAUCUCAAAAGCUAUCGCAAAAAACCGUAGAUUGACUCCGGAUAAUGCGCAUCUAUUUUAUGGAGCACACCACACUUUACUGACGUUUUACGACGCCACUAAACUAUCAACCCCUUCGUUGAUAACUUUGGCGCAGCUCAAUCCCAAUUUGACUUCCCUCCGCCUUGACUUAUGUGGUCAAAUUUCAGACGACGUUAUGGACUCGUGGAAGACAACUCUUCCGAACGUUACAUCCCUUGAGCUCCUCGGACCAUACCUUGUUCGAGCUCCUGCUUGGAUAGCUUUCUUUGAGAACCAUAAGCCUCUUGAGAGCUUCUUAAUUACUCAAAGUCCAAGGUUCAACCUCGAGUGUAUGAAGGCUCUCGUUGCGAGUAGUGCGACCACAUUGCGAAGAUUAGGCCUGAGGGAAAUUGGGCACAUGUGCGACGAGUUUCUCGAACACAUAGGGUCGUGCAAAUCACUUCUCCAUCUCGACGUAUCCGAACCCACGAACUCCUGCACUGAUAUCGCUGUGAACACUCUUCUUUCAAACAUCGGUCCCACGCUUACCAAACUCAACUUGUCUAAUCACUCCCUUUUAACUGACGCGGUGCUCGAAUUUGGUGUUGCCGAAAGCACUCACCAACUCUCAGACCUGGUUUUACGUGCACUCCCACUCUUGACGGAUGAGGGCGUAUCCAAAUUUUUCUCCGGCUGGAGUAACCACCCAUUGUCCUACGUCAAUUUUUCUAGAAACCCAGAUCUUCUUUCCAGCUCUCUCUCCUCGCUUUUACAUCAUUCAAGAUCACAUUUGCAAGUAUUGGAUAUCAAUGGUUUAAAGGAUGUCGAGCUAUCGGCUCUCAAAAUGAUUGCAAACUGUCCAGAAUUAACCUCGAUCGACCUUGGCUGGUGCCGAGCGGUAGAUGACUUUGUCCUGAAGCAAAUAUUGGAAGGUUGCACAAAACUCACGGAAGUAAAGGUGUGGGGUUGCAACAAGGUGGAAGGGAAAUGGAUAUCUGCUGGUAUACGUACAUCUGCCCGGAUUGUGGGGAUUGAAGGUCAUACUACACAUUAA